This is a messenger RNA of Coregonus clupeaformis (lake whitefish), 1074 nucleotides long. RefSeq names its product gastrula zinc finger protein 5-1-like. Lineage: Eukaryota; Metazoa; Chordata; Actinopteri; Salmoniformes; Salmonidae. Gene Ontology annotation, molecular function: RNA polymerase II cis-regulatory region sequence-specific DNA binding; DNA-binding transcription factor activity, RNA polymerase II-specific. The transcript is spliced from 3 exons. The record is from RefSeq and is a predicted model, not a curated record. Bases 151 to 1074 code for a protein of 307 amino acids. Gene Ontology annotation, biological process: regulation of transcription by RNA polymerase II.
AGUGGAACCUCAACCCAGCACAUUAUCGUGAUAGAGUCUGCAGAUGCAGAGGCUUCAGGUCCUGGGGUUAAGCAGGAGAGGUCUGAAGGGGAGGACCCACGGCACAGCAGAGACAUCCAGACUGGGGCGGCUGGAGAGCCCCCUGUAGCCAUGGAGGACCCCACAACCGCCCCAGUGCAGCCCAGGACCCAACGCAGCAUCACGGAGGUCAGUGGAACGCUGAACGCCGUCCUCAAGUCAGAGACAGACACCAAGACUUUAACUGAAACACAAAGGCCAGAGAGCCCAGAGAAACUGGGCUGUCCUCCUGCUCCCAGCUCAGAGUAUUUCAUUUACGGUAACCCGAGGACGAUUCAAUCCCAUCAGGACUCGGGUGACUUGUUAGAGACUGGCAAUGAUCCGUCUUGUUCUUACACUACAGAGAUGGACCCUGGCAACAUGCCCUUGGGUUUAGAGACACAAACUGAUCUAUCUAGAGGAGACUGGAACCGGUACAGUAGUAGUGUAUACGCUGAAGGGUGCCUAGAUAAGAAAGGGGAGGGUCUGGUUGUAGAUGAGGUGACUAUGAAAGAGGAGGGCGACAUUUCUCCCACAUGGAAUGCAGAUAGUCACCUAGGAGACGGACUCUCACAGGGAAGAGAUUUCUUAGAUUACAGGGAAAGCUUAGAAACAAAUCCAAAUGUCGCGACCCACUCCCCUUUACACGCGCUCAGGCAUCGUGAACCAGUGUCCACAUCGAUGGGGCCUUCCGAUUCACAUGGUCGCGUCCUUUUCGAUCAGGUAUUGAACUCAAACAACAGGGCGAGAGCCCAGGCUCAUGGAGGGGGAGCCACAUCAGGCAAUAGUAAAGAGAAACGGUUCCUCUGCAUGUUCUGUAACAAAGGCUUCAGCUGUUCCCAGAAGGUGGAGAGGCACCAGAGGGUCCACACAGGGGAGAAACCAUUCAGCUGUACCCAGUGUCACAUGCGCUUCGCCCAGGCAGGCCACCUGAAGAGACACCAGAGGGUCCACACAGGGGAAAAACCCUACAGCUGUACCCAGUGUCACAUGCGCUUCGCCCAGGCUGGUCAGUAG